Auanema sp. JU1783 is the source of this 3306-nucleotide messenger RNA. Lineage: Eukaryota; Metazoa; Nematoda; Chromadorea; Rhabditida; Rhabditidae. The record is from the annotation of a GenBank genome assembly.
AUGGAUCCCGCCAAACGAUACCUUAUUCAGUCCUACAGCAAUUUUGUGGGCGCUACGGGUGAACAGCUAGCACCUGGGGCUGUUCCGCAACAGCCUGUCUUAGCACCAUCCAUACAAGGCCAGCAAUUCAACAACAUUGUGGCUGCUAUGCAAAAGAUUCAAAGUGGUGCGUUUGUACAGCCGGUUCAAGAGCCCGUACCGACUGGACAAGGUGUGGCUGUAGACUCGGGGGUCACGGAAAUGGCACAUCGUGAAUAUCAAGCUGGUGAUUACUUCAGUGCAGAGCGUCACUGUCUUAUGAUUUAUCAGAACGAUCCAACGAAUGUGAGCGUGUUGCUGUUGCUAUCCUCUAUUCAUUUCCAAUUGAAGAAUUUGGAUAAAUCCAAAAUGUAUUCCACCUUAGCUAUCAAAGCUAAUCCAACUUGUGCUGAAGCCUACAGCAACUUGGGAAACGUCUUCAAAGAACGUGGAGAACUAGCUGAAGCUUUGGAAAACUAUAAAUAUGCUGUUCGCUUAAAGCCUGAUUUUAUUGAUGGAUAUAUUAAUCUUGCUGCCGCUUUGGUUGCUGGAGGAGAUUUAGACCAGGCUGUGCAUGCUUAUCUAAGAGCUCUGCAAUAUAAUCCAGAUCUUUAUUGCGUUAGAAGUGAUUUGGGGAAUUUGCUGAAGGCUAUGGGUCGGUUGGAAGAGUCCAAGAUCUGUUACCUGAAGGCUAUCGAAACUCAACCUCAUUUUGCUGUCGCCUGGUCGAACUUAGGGUGUGUUUUCAAUACACAGGGAGAAUUGUGGCUAGCUAUACAUCAUUUCGAAAAGGCAGUACAGUUAGAUCCCAAUUUUAUCGAUGCGUAUAUUAACUUGGGCAAUGUACUUAAGGAAGCUCGGAUUUUUGAUCGAGCUGUUGCCGCUUAUUUACGUGCUCUCAACCUCUCGCCUACUCAUGCUGUUGUGCACGGUAAUCUAGCAUGUGUUUACUAUGAGCAGGGGCUUAUUGAUUUGGCAAUUGAUACUUAUCGUCGUGCCAUUGAGCUACAACCUAACUUCCCCGAUGCAUAUUGUAAUUUGGCCAAUGCUCUGAAGGAAAAGGGACUUGUAGCAGAGGCCGAGAGUGCAUAUAUGACUGCAUUACAACUCUGCCCCACACAUGCUGAUUCUCAGAAUAACUUAGCUAACAUCAAGAGGGAACAAGGUCGAAUUGAAGAAGCAACCAGAUUAUACUUGAAAGCUCUAGAGAUCUUCCCAGAGUUCGCUGCAGCUCACAGCAAUUUAGCAUCUAUUCUUCAGCAGCAGGGUAAGCUCCAGGAAGCAAUCCUUCAUUAUAAGGAAGCUAUCCGAAUCGCUCCCACGUUCGCAGAUGCAUAUUCUAAUAUGGGGAAUACAUUGAAAGAAUUAGGCGAUGCUCCUAACGCGAUGCAGUGCUACACUAGAGCGAUUCAAAUUAACCCUGCGUUUGCUGAUGCUCAUAGUAACCUGGCUAGUAUUCAUAAGGAUUCUGGUAACAUUCCGGAUGCAAUCCAAUCCUAUUCCACUGCCCUCAAGUUGAAGCCUGACUUUCCUGACGCCUUCUGUAACUUAGCCCAUUGUCUUCAAAUAAUUUGUGAUUGGGCUGAUUAUGAUAAUAGAAUGAAAAAAUUAGUCGCUAUUGUUGAUGACCAAUUAAGUAAGAAGCGGUUACCUUCUGUCCAUCCUCAUCAUUCCAUGCUAUAUCCGCUAAAUCAUUCAACUCGCAUAGCUAUAGCAGCUAAGCAUGCUCAACUCUGCAUCGAAAAGGUUGCGAUGAUCAAUCAUCCUCCAUUUGUACAUCCGGACAAGGUGCCACAGUGCGGAGAAAAGAGACUGAAGAUAGGAUAUGUUUCAUCCGAUUUCGGUAAUCAUCCCACCAGUCAUUUAAUGCAAUCUAUUCCUGGUAUGCACGAUCGUGUGAAAGUCGAGGUUUACUGUUAUGCUCUCUCUCCUCAUGAUGGAACGAAUUUCCGUCAAAAACUUAUCAAUGAAUCAGAACAUUUUAUCGAUCUCUCUGCGAUUACAUGUAAUGGCAAAGCCGCCGAAAGAAUUCAUCAGGAUGGUAUCCAUAUUUUGAUUAAUAUGAAUGGCUACACCAAAGGUGCCAGAAAUGAGAUUUUCGCUUUGAAGCCUGCUCCUAUCCAAGUUAUGUGGCUUGGAUAUCCAGGAACAUCUGGGGCGCCUUUCAUGGAUUAUAUCAUUACUGAUGCCGUCACAUCUCCCAUGCGUCUGGCGUAUGCUUACACUGAGAAGCUGGCUUACAUGCCUCAUACAUUCUUCAUUGGGGAUCAUGCCCAAAUGUUGAAGCAUUUAACUGAACGGGUUAUCGUUAAGGAUAUGCAAACUGCUACUGACAAGGACACAGUAACAGUUUUGAACUCUACUAAUCUUGAGCCAUUAUUGAGUAAAGUUGGGGUUAAGUCUUAUGUGCGUGAAGCAGAAGUCGUUUGUGGUCCAGCAAAAGAAAAAAUUAAAACAGAAGUCGUUGUACCUAUGGUGGAAGUUCCAACUACUGAGCCAUUGAAGCAAAUGAUCGGUAGUGGUAUGCUGGCCACAAGUGUAGUAGAGGGUGUUCACGUACAAAAUGGAUUAACUCAGCUGCAGACUCAUGCAAAAGCUGCUACGGGUGAGGAGGUUCCUCAAUCAGUUUUACUUACCAGCAGACAACAGUAUUUCUUGCCUGAAGAUGCAGUAGUCUACUGCAACUUCAAUCAGUUGUAUAAAAUUGAUCCACCCACGCUUGACAUGUGGGUUGAGAUCUUGAAAAAAGUUCCUCGAAGUGUUCUUUGGUUGCUUCGGUUCCCAUUCCACGGUGAAGCUCAUGUUCACAAAUAUGUUCAAGAGCGAGGCGUUGAUCCUAAACGUGUUAUCUUCAGCAACGUUGCAGCUAAGGAAGAGCAUGUUCGGCGCGGACAACUUGCUGAUGUUUGCUUGGACACUCCAUUAUGCAAUGGUCAUACUACUGGUAUGGACAUUCUAUGGACUGGAACACCAAUGAUCACUAUGCCUUUGGAAACAUUGGCCUCACGUGUCGCUUCGUCGCAGCUGUAUGCUUUAGGAGUACCGGAAUUGGUAGCCAGCUCUACCGAAGCUUAUAUAAAUAUAGCUGUCAAACUGGGCAUUGACAAGAACUUUUUAUCAAAUAUCAGAGCGAAAGUUUGGAAAGCCCGAACUACUUCAACAUUAUUUAAUGUUAAGCAAUAUUGUACUGAUUUGGAAGAUUUAUAUUCCAAGAUGUGGAACAGAUACCAUGAAGGAUUACCUAUUGAUCACAUCACACAAGAUGUAGCUAUCCCAGCUAAUAUCUAA